Molecule: messenger RNA, 3825 nt
Organism: Salvia miltiorrhiza (redroot sage)
Lineage: Eukaryota; Viridiplantae; Streptophyta; Magnoliopsida; Lamiales; Lamiaceae
Product: leucine-rich repeat receptor-like protein kinase PEPR2
Exons: 2
Coding region: 253-3630 (1125 amino acids)
Biological process (GO): protein phosphorylation
Molecular function (GO): protein binding; ATP binding; protein kinase activity
Source: RefSeq, a predicted model, not a curated record
UUUACGCAGCUUUUGUUAGACCGACAGCAUCUGCAUUACUAUAGUAAAUUUAUUCCCUUUUCUUCAACUCAAAGCAGCUUAGCUUCUUUAAUAUUGAAAAACAAACAAAUCGCACAUGUUCAUUGUUCAGGCACGCUGAUUCUUGCUCACAAGAUCCAUGAAAAUUCAUGCCAAAGAAACACACAAUCCAACACAAAAUAACACUUGAUUCGAAUUCUAAAUCAUCAACUUAACAAAACAAGCCUUACCAAAAUGUUUGUUCUGUUUCUUGGGUAUAUUCUGCUUCUUGUCCCGAUCCCAUCUGCUUCGCAGCCUCCAGCUGCGCUGCAGCUUCUCCGAUUUCGAAACAGUCUGCCGGAGACUUCAAGAUCUCUCCUGCAAUGGAACCAAACCACCUCAGCUUCUGCUCACUGCAGCUGGCCUGGUGUUACUUGCUACUCAAAUAAAACAGAUUUUCGUGUCCAAUCACUGAUUGUACCUCAACUCGGCCUCACCGGGGUUCUAGAGGAUUCGUUUCCAUAUUUGUGUCAGAUUUCUGAUCUCAUCACUGUUGAUCUCAGCGCCAACAAUUUCAGUGGAAGCGUUCCUGCAGUGGUUGGAAACUGCGGUCAGCUCAUUGAGGUUUUCCUCUACAACAAUAACCUGUCUGGGCCAAUUCCACCUGAUGUUUUCAGACCGGGGCAGCUUCAACGGCUCGACCUGGGCCGCAACAAACUAUCUGGCACGAUUCCACCUGAGGUAGGCCAAUGCAAAAGCCUUAUCUAUCUCGGAUUGGAUUAUAAUUUGUUAAAUGGUGGAAUUCCAAGUGAGCUGUUCUCUAUAACGAAUCUGACUAAUCUUUACUUGAGUUCGAAUUAUUUUUUAAACGGUACCUUGCCUGAUUUUCCAUCGGCAUGCUCGCUUGUUGAACUCCAACUGCCUGAAAAUUCAUUCCAUGGCCCCUUGCCACCUUCCAUACGCAACUGUCAUGAUCUCCAAGUUCUCAAUGCAUCUUUUAACCAUCUUGGAGGAGUAAUAGAGCAGGAUAUCUUCAAGGGCCUGACACAACUUAGAAGACUGUACCUUGCUGGAAACAACUUUGAAGGGCAAAUUCCUAUGUCCCUGUGGAGUCUCAGGAAUUUAACAAGGCUUGUACUUGGGGGAAACAGGUUCAAUGGGAGCAUUCCUGAAGAAAUCAAGCAAUGCGAAAAGCUUACUCGCCUCGACUUAUCUCUCAACACCUUGACUGGUCCUAUUCCAGCUUCGGUUUCUUAUCUUAAGAACUUGGUAUUCAUGUAUCUCUAUAAUAAUACGCUCAGUGGUCCUAUACCUUCAGGAAUAGGAAACUGCACUUCUCUGGUCGAAGUUGCAUUUCGUUUUAACGAAAUCAGUGGAAUUCUUCCUCCUGAGAUUUGUGGUCUCCGGAGUUUAGAGAUUCUCAUGCUGAAUUACAAUCAGAUUGAGGGUCCUAUACCACAGUGUAUUGACAGAUUGCUCUCUCUUAAAGUGUUCAGCAUCUACAGUAAUAGAAUGACAGGAAGAAUACCGGCUGGAAUUACCAAGUUGACAAACCUUACAGAUCUUGUUUUGGCUCAAAACAACUUUGAAGGGGAGAUUCCAUCAGAUUUGGGCAAGAAUAAUGUUCCCGGUUUAGGUAUUUUGGAUCUUACAGGAAAUCAGUUUACGGGAGAAAUUCCAGGUGCUGCAUGUUCUGGCAACCGCCUUCUGCGUUUCACCCUUGGUGACAACAAAUUUACUGGUGGUUUCCCCACAGAAAUUAUCAAAUGUAAGUCUCUGUACAGGUUGUUUCUCUACAACAAUCGUUUGGAAGGUAGCAUACCGAAUGACAUAGGAAAUUCUUCGAGCAUUGCACAUUUUGAUAUUCGAGGAAACUUAUUUGAAGGAACCAUCCCAACAGCAUUUGGUUCCUGGAGCAAUCUUUCAUUGAUUGAUCUUUCAGAGAAUAAGUUUUCAGGCUCAAUACCUCAGGAAUUUGGGGAGCUUCAAAAUCUUGUAGAAAUGAAUGUUUCUUCAAACAGACUGACAGGAGAAAUUCCUCCCGAGCUGAGUCGUUGUCCAAGAAUAGACAAACUAGACCUCAGCAAGAAUGAACUUGCGGGAGGUGUCCCAUCUGAGAUCCUUUCUUCAUCAACACUGGCAAUCAUUCGGCUUCAAGACAACAAAUUGACCGCCGUGAUUCCUGACGCUUUUGUGAGUAGCCAAAAACUGCUAGAGCUGCAGCUUGGGAACAAUUUGCUUGAGGGUCCUUUUCCUUGCAGUCUGAGUAGAAUCGAAAACUUCAAUUAUCUGAACCUCAGUACAAACAAGAUUUCUGGGGAAAUACCCAGAUGCAUUGGCGAUCUUGAUAUGUUGGAGAUUCUUGAUAUCUCAAGCAACAAUUUCUCAGGCGAGAUACCAUCAGCCACAGACAAUAUGAGAUCACUUUUUUUUCUGAACAUAUCGUAUAAUCAACUCGCAGGCCAAAUUCCAGCUGUUUGGGCGAAGGCAUUGGAGUCGCAUCCCGGAACAUCUCUCGGAAAUCCAAGACUCUGCUCAGCAUCCACAAAAAGUGGCCACUGUGGAAGUCACAAGAAAUCACAUCCAGAAGGCUUAGUCCUUGCUGGUAUAAUAACCGGAUCAUUUUUCUUGACAGCAUGCCUUCUUGCUGCCAUGUACGCGCUAGUAACUCGAUUUUGGCACCGUACCCCAUCAUCUCCUCAUCAGGCACUGCUGUACCAUCAAUCAAGCAAUGAAGAGUUACCAGAAGAUCUGAAAUUUAUGGACAUUCUUCGUGGAACCGAAGGUUGGAGUGAUAAACAUGUGAUUGGAAGAGGCAAGCAUGGAACUGUUUAUAGGGCAGAAUCAGUGAAAUCAAAAAAACAGUGGGCAAUUAAGAAGGUGGAUCUAACUGAGUCAAAAUUCAACUCAGAGAUGAGAAUUUUGAACCUAGUCAGGCACAGAAAUAUACUUAGAAUGGGAGGAUACAGCAUCAGAAAUGGAUAUGGAUACAUAGUUACAGAAUACAUGACUGAGGGUACUCUUUAUCAUCUAUUGCACAAGAGAUUACCUCGGGUAGCUUUGACCUGGGAGCAGCGAUGUCGUAUCGCUCUUGGAAUAGCUCAAGGUUUGUCGUAUCUUCACCAUGACUGUGUGCCUCCAAUCAUUCACAGAGACAUAAAGACAGACAACAUACUGUUGGAUUCUGAUUUUGAACCGAAGAUUGGAGAUUUCGGGGCAGCAAAAUUGGAUUCCGAUGUCGAUGAAGACCAAACAGCUUCUGUAAUUGUUGGAACACUUGGCUAUAUAGCACCAGAGAAUGCAUACGCAACAAAGUUGACGGAUAAAUGUGAUGUAUACAGCUACGGAGUAAUUCUGCUAGAGCUUCUUUGCAGAAAAUUACCAGUGGAUCCCAGUUUUGAUGAGGGCUUAGACAUUGUCUCGUGGGUAAGGACGACACUACAUGGUUACAACCAUCACUUUGGUUUCUUCGAUGAAGAAAUCAAGUACUGGGAGAGCGAGGAAAGGCAAGAAGCACUGGUGAUGGUGGAUCUUGCUUUACAAUGCACUGAAAUGAAUCCAGAUAUCAGGCCCUCAAUGAGAGAUGUAGUAAGUUCCCUUCUUAAAUUUCGAAGCAAAUUCGAGAGUGUGUGAAAUCAUACAACCCCAUGACACAUGAAAUUAGAUCUCCGUGUAAACAUUUGCUGAGGAAUUCAGCAAAAUGACGCUGUUAGAUUUUUCUAUCUGAAUACCUGUAAAGUUGGGGAUAAAUAAAUCAAAUUAAGGUAAAAGUUAGUAUAUCAGUUCUAUAUGAAUUCAGUUUGAGGGUUUGAUAGAAAGGGGACUCCA